Messenger RNA from Esox lucius (northern pike), 4946 nucleotides. It is a transcript of the gene arl8, whose product is annotated as ADP-ribosylation factor-like 8. The record is from RefSeq and is a predicted model, not a curated record. Gene Ontology annotation, cellular component: cytoplasm; trans-Golgi network. NCBI's taxonomy places the organism in Eukaryota, Metazoa, Chordata, Actinopteri, Esociformes, Esocidae. Gene Ontology annotation, molecular function: GTP binding; GTPase activity. Gene Ontology annotation, biological process: vesicle-mediated transport; intracellular protein transport; protein localization to Golgi membrane. Bases 1745 to 2173 code for a protein of 142 amino acids. The transcript is spliced from 6 exons.
UUUAAAGCUUUCUUCACAGACACGCUAGCCUAGAGAGUUAAAAUGUUAGCUUGCUAAGAAGCUACAGAGUACUUAUCUGCUGUCACUAGUCAGUACAGUUAACUAGUAGUAAACGUUAAAUAGUUAGUUGGCUUUCUAAUAACAUGGAGCCUUCAGUGACUAGCUGUUUAGCUAGCUAACGUUGUCUGCCAGCUGUUUUUCGCUAGGCGAGUGUAUUUACUGUGUAACUAGUUUAUGAGGCUGCGUGCAAAACAAUGGGGUCUAACAUUUAGUUAGUUAGGGAAAUUGUGGAGUUAGUCGGCAACCUACAAUACUGUAAUGUGAGUUCACAUGAUUUACUCUGUUUUACAAAAUCAACCAGUCGUGAUGAGAUGAACGUGUCACACUUAAAGCCACUUGUUUGAGAGAAACAGCGUGGUGCUCUCUAGUACAACCGUGGACUGUACUAAACAAUUUGUGCUUCGGACGGCUACCUUUUGAGAUAUAGAUACGACUGCAUUGAAGGAUUUAUUAGUCCGGAUGGAAUGUGUAGAGUGAGUAGCGUUGUAACAAAAUGGCCAUAACAUGGUUCCAUAGGUUUGUACAGUAUUCCUGUUUAGGUAACCUCAUCCCUAAACUUCAUUUGGGUGGAAGUGUCUGGGAACAAGAUUAGUAAAAGUACAACUUGCUUAUAUGUUUAUCCUGAGAUGUUGGUCCAUGAGGUAAUCCUGUGUGAUCGUGAACCUAGUGGGCCUAAUCUGUUUGAGGUUCAGUUGGCCUGGAUAACCUGUGGAUUUCUAUUCUUAGCCUCUUGUAUUACAGAUUAAUCAGACCAGUCCAAAGUCAUAUCAGACUGUAUGCCCCUUCCGUGUGACCCCCCACCCGUAGCCAUCCUCUCCGGAAGCAAUAGCUGCGGAACAUCCCCAGUUUUGCGCCAGAGCAUGUCAAGAUCACACGCUCUCCUGACAGGACUUCCUGUCUCCUUGUAUUCUAUAGCCCUCAAAGGUGGAGUAUUCAGGCCGCUUGUAAUGCUGUGGUGGUAAUUUCAGACUAGUUUCUGCGGGAGACCUCAGUAUGAUAAGGGGGUGUUUACCACCCUAAAGGAACACAGGAGCUUUUAUGGUAAUACCCAUCUUUGGGCAAGUCAAUUCUAAAGGUGAUUAGAUUGAAGUUAGGAUAGGCUUAUUCGCUUUGUAAGGGACUCUGGGACAAAGUUCCCCUCAAUGCAGAUCUAGGACAAGCGUCUCCUCCCGCGAACCAAAUGAUGACCAUUAGUGGGACAAAUCACCCAUAACCAACUUCAACCCCCCACUCCCGGUAGGUGCGGAUGGAUUUGCAGCGCCUUAUGAAUGGCACGAAGUUAUCUUGGGAAGGGGAAACACUACAUCACCCUACACUCCUGCCUUUGUUCAGCUGUGGUUUUCCUGAGCGGGUGACUUGAAAGUUCUGCCCCCAAGAUAAAGGGCCAGGAAUAUUUUUAGUAAUUACAGUUGUUAAAUUGUACAGUAUUUAUGAGCACAUGACCUAUAACCGGUAACUGGAACGUUGCUGGAUCAAAUCCCAGGGCCGACAAUGUGUCAUAUCUGUUGUUCUGUCCCCAACAGAUAGCCCUAAUUUUGCGAGGUUCACUUUGUCUAAUCCCCUGGCUCUGACCCCACUCUCUGAGGAUGUCUCAGGGACUGUGUAAAAUAAAUAUAAAUAACACAAGGUGAUCAUUGUUGGAUUGGACAAUGCUGGAAAGACGACAAUAUUGUACCAGUUUCUGAUGAAUGAAGUGGUCCACACGUCGCCCACCAUAGGCAGCAAUGUGGAGGAGAUAGUGGUGAAGAACACCCACUUCCUCAUGUGGGACAUCGGGGGACAGGAGUCGCUCCGUUCCUCUUGGAACACCUAUUACUCCAACACGGAGUUCAUCAUCUUGGUGGUGGACAGCACAGACAGGGAGAGGCUGGUGAUCUCUAAAGAGGAACUCCACAAGAUGCUGGCUCAUGAGGACCUGAGGAAGGCAGCUGUGUUGAUAUUUGCCAACAAGCAAGAUAUGAAGGACUGCAUGUCGGCAGCGGAGAUCUCCAAAUACCUCACCCUCAGCUCCAUCAAAGACCACCCGUGGCACAUCCAGUCGUGCUGCGCACUCACAGGGGAAGGCUUAUGCCAGGGCCUGGAGUGGAUGACCUCAAGAGCGGGACUAAGAUAGCACCUUUACCUCAUUGGCCUACUAUCCUGUGACCUCUCCCUAUUGGCUGCUUAACAAACUUCAACUUUGACCUCAAGGCUGUAUGGGAAACAGUUGUUGCAGCCUCUCUCCACUCCACAUCAAUGUGGGUUGUAUUCAUUCGGCACCAAAUGGGGGAGGGGUGGGGGAGGGUGGUACAGGGCUACCGGAACAUGUCCGAUUUUAGAAACGCCUGUUUUCAUUGUCCCCUUCAUGACGCUUUGCUACAGUGUGCUGUGAUUAAUACAACCCUGUUCAGAGCGGAGCUUAACCUUGUUUCCUGGAACCGAUGGAAACAAACCUUACCCAGUUCCUAAACCACAUCGAGACUUUGUUACCGGGCUCGAGUUGAGGGUCAGUAGCGGCAGCGCCACAGCCAGGAGAACAGCUCUGAUCCCAGACUGGCAUACUAACAGUGUAUCCAGUUGAAGCCAUGGACAACUCAUCACCACUACAUAUCACUUUCAUAUCAUACUGCCAAAACAGGACCCAUGGUGUCCUUUAUCUCUGCAAUGUCUUUGCUGCAGUAUUUCAUUGUGUUUUGGAAUUCUUAUUUCGGUACCUACUAUAGGCUUACGUCAAACAGUGUCUCUAUUCACUUUCAGUUCUUAAACAAUGUCUUAUUGGUUAAUGUACAUAUUUAUUUAGGUUGGAGAAAGGAAAGGUUUAAAAAGCAAAGGGUUAGGGUUAUUUUACAUUGGUUGCAGUAUUUACUUCUGUUACCAUACAGGUUUAGUUUGGGCCUGUGCAUAGGAUUACUUGUUCAGGAUGUUACACUUUAUAUGGACGGUUCUCAUCAGAGCCCACUCCACAUGUUUUCUAUUUCAUAAGCUACAAAGGGGUUUGGGUGUGGGGUUGGUACUGUAUUCACAGCGGUUGGAGUAGUCAGACUAGUUACAAGCCUUUUAGUGAUGCUUGUUUCUUUGUGACUAUAGGAGCUAGCCUUAGUGUCUGUUUGUGCUAGAAUGCUAACUCCUUAAGAUUCUUAUAUCGAACACCUACAAUGUGCCGACCUGAACAAUGUAUGUGUCCAAUAGACAUUAUGCCUCGCCUAACGUUCGAUUCGACACCGGUAGCAAAGGAGCAAUAGCACAAACUGAUCCGACACCAGGCUGUACAGGUAUUAUUAGGGAUAGGUCAAGCAAAUGAUCCAUGGAGUUAAGUAUAAGUUUAAUAUUACCUUUCAAGCAAAUGUCCAUUAAGCCCUUUUCCAAAGCGCUGUACCACACUGGGCAUAUUAAGUGUGCCUGUUGCCACUUACUGUUGUAUCAGUAUGUGGCUCAGUGACUUAAGUAAAUUAUUAUUUACAAUAUAAAACAUAUAUACCUUUAGUGUUAUGACUCCCUUGUGACCAAACUCAAGUCUAUAUUGACUUCAUGAGUCAUAAAAUGUAUUGGGCAAAGAGGUUCUGUUGUUUAGGGUAACUGUCCACACCUAGAGGCAAACAUGCUUAAAACUUUCUAGAAAUCCCAACCAUUGUUUUCUAAGUUUUGUAACGUAAGAAGUGGCAUUUUGUUACUGAAUGACAGUUAACAAGAAAUAAUGUCUUUUGAGUAUACACAUGUAAAGUUCAGAAUUAACACCGUAUUCUCGCACCGUAAGGUUUGUAUUUUAAUUUUUUUUUUUUAUCACGUCAUUGACCCAUGUACGUAGCUUGACAUUUUCCUGACUUUACUGUGUACACUACAUAUGCAUAUCAACGUACCAGUAAGAUUUUAUUUAAUAUUUUAGCAUGUUGGGAGGUUUUACAAGUAUGACAUGUUGAACUAAGCAGGUAAUUGCAGCUGUAUUUGUUAGUCUAACUCCCUGUUCAUACCAAGAUGACACCAUAGAGUUAAAAUGGCUUGACCGUCAGUCUGUUACUGAUGUCAUCCAACAUCUGGUCACUGUUGUCACGUUUUGGCUUCACCUCCAUGGAAGAAAACGGAAAAAUCAGGUAUUCAGGGAUCUUGUCGGCUUAAAGCUUGUUUCUGAUUUGAAAACCACAUGUUGAAACUCCUGGCUAGACAUUUUUCUUGACAUCAGUGGAGGGGUCAGUAGCUCAAACAGAUCUGGGACCAAGUAAGAGUUAAAUAUAUGGUGCUUUUCUUUUGUGCAUUUCUGGCUGCUAUGUUGCAUAUCGUAAAACAACAAGCCUGGUCUCAGAUCCAUUUGGGCUUUUGGCAACUACACUUCUGAAAUGAUAGUCAUCGGGGCGGGGUUCCCAUUUCAAAUGUGCCACGUCAGACAGACUGAUUUAAAAGGAUGAGAUGUUGAUGCCCUCAAGUGUGAGCAGAACAGCCCAUGAGUCUAUAGAUCUGUCUGCUUUUCCUGACAAUAGUUAACCUCCGCCCCCCGAAUCAUUGUGAAUUGAAUGGCUAAAUGGAUCCUACUCUAAAAACCUUGUUACAUACCAUCAGGAUUUGAUGCAUCAUAGACCUCCAUCGACUUAAUCGAAGAAUAACUUUCUAACAGAUCUAUGCACGUGUCACUUUGAAGUCUGAUUCUCUGGUGAGUUCCAUAAUAGCCAAAGUGUGUGCGUGUGCGUGUGCGUGUGUGUGUGGGGGGGGGGGGGUUAUGAACCGACAUUAAUGUCAGAAUUAUGACAUCUGGGAUAUGCAUUUCAUUGACUAGUCUCGUGUGGUUACACCUCUGCGUUUAGAACUCCUGGAAGACCAUACAGGCAGUUUAAAAGGUCAAUUUAAUAAGAAAUCGUAAUUGCAUUCACACUCAUGAAAUUGAGUUUUUGUGGAAAUAAAUUUGAUUUUGAACUACC